Messenger RNA from Annulohypoxylon maeteangense, 2889 nucleotides. RefSeq lists its product as uncharacterized. The record is from RefSeq and is a predicted model, not a curated record. The transcript has a single exon. Gene Ontology annotation, molecular function: protein binding. Lineage: Eukaryota; Fungi; Ascomycota; Sordariomycetes; Xylariales; Hypoxylaceae. The coding region runs from base 206 to 2842 and encodes 878 amino acids.
AUUCGAUGUUCCUUGUAUAUUAUUUCCGACUCCGAGAUCUUGAACCUGUUACGAUUUUAUAAUUAUGCUUCAAUAACCUCCGAUACUAUCGCUGUUUUUCCUUUUCUAGGCGAUGUACUCUUACGACUACAAAAAUGCCUAGUUGCCAACCGCAUAUCGAUCGAGGCUUUCUAUCUCCCUUUGCGAUACAUCCCCCCCUUAGACAAUGUCAACACCAUUCAUAUGCCGCCAAUGCAUAGCACGUCUUACGAAAGUUCAUGCUAGCCAGAUUAGACCGAAGUGUUUUCAAUUACAUACCCAAGCGUUGCCAUCGCCGGUACAACAACAGGCAUGGGCUUUACCAACGCCAGAAAGACCAGAGUCUUCUAUCGAACAUGAUGGUCCAAGUUACCACCUAUCUCAGCCGCCUACUUCACAUCCAGGGCCAUUUGUAUCGCAAAUUCCUGGAUUUGAGUCAGGUAGGGGACGAGAACCCCGACUGAGGAAAUUUCUUCCUCAGCGACACCCUGCAGUUGCAAGGAGUGCCCACAUACACAGACCUGUGACUCUCCGGUAUCUGAAAUUAAAAAUACUGAAGUCUCGCGCAAACUUCCGGUUUAUUCGUGAUGAUGUCGCCUACUUGUAUGGGUUACCGGAUUAUGGCGCCCGUCAUGCGGUUAACCAACUGGGAAGACUACUUGGUGGGCGUCAUUCCGGAUUAGAGGCCGGCCAAGAGCUCGAUCGAUAUCAUGAAUGGAAAAUUAAUAUCCAUGAAUUAUUGAAGGCGGUCAAGGCUGAGCCGCCGACUUCCAAUGAUAGUGACGGUUCGACCCAGACGAACGUUGAGACGGAUGCUACGAAGCAGUCUUGGGAGGCAUUCGCCGGUGUGUGGAGCGAACUAAGCAAUGAAAGACGCAAGUUAAAAUGGCGAGAUUAUAUAGCCUCCUUGUUUCGCUCAACUCCGGACCAGGCGAUAAGUUUUAUGCAUAAGACCUUCCGACCUGAAUGGUGUUUAAACUAUGUCGUGGAAGACUCAGUCUAUCUCAUUCUGUGGAGUUUAAAGGGCGCCGAAGAUCGUAUGAAAAGGGGCAAACAAAUAGUAGACCUCCUCUUCUUUUUACUUCAGAACGCGCCCCCCAAAUAUUUAGUUCUAGAUCAAUGGUCGAUCUGGCAGGCAGUAUCUUUGAUACCUGUGUCCAGGUUGUUCGAGUUCUACCAGAUUCUAAGGAGGCUCGAACAUCCGCUUCGCCAGAACACGUUGCUGCAUUUUGCAAGGCGUUUGGCUGUCAAAUCUAAAUAUAAGGCACAGGCCACCGAUAUCCUACGUUUCCUUUCAACCAUGCCUGGAUUCGAUAUCAAUGCGCCAGCGCCUUCCAGUGUCUGCACCACACUCUUCACUAUGAAGGAAGAUGACGUGGUUACAAAUGAUGAUGCUGCGCCCGACGAGUUAUUUAAAACGCUACUUGACGUCGGAUUCCGUCCAAGUCUAUUCGGUCUAUCUGCGCUCAUGCGUAAUUUCUGCCUUCGAGGGCGGAUCGAUGUGGCGUGGAGAAUAUUCAACAGCUUGCUUGAAGCUGGCAUCGAACCGGACGCCCAUGUCUUUUCGAUACUUCUUAAUGGAGCAAAAACAAACUUGGAUAGAGAAUCUGUUCAACGUGACAUCAACAUGAUCGAGGCUACACAAGGUUGGACUCAAGUCCUUCUAAAUGACCUUUUAGAUUAUAUUUACCAAUUCGCCGAGUCACAAGAAGAGAAGAGGCGGGCUCAACGUGAAAGACUGAACAUAAAGGCGUAUCGGCUAAUGAUCCAGCUAUAUUCAAAGUUCUUCCACUACGCGCCGUUGAAAAAGCUCGUUGAUGUUCCACUGGGGUUUUAUGAUUGGGGUUUAGACGACCCAAUACACCCACAUUUACAAGAAGUUACUCGGAUGAUUUCCAAUUUGCGACAACUACCAGAUGAUUUGCUCUUGGAGCCGGAUAGCAUCACCCUCGAAAUCAUGCUCAGGGCCCGUUUUCGAUCCAUCAAGGGACCAGAUGCCUUGAUAAUAUAUUACAGACACUUCAUGUCCUCUUUGACCUGGGGCGAUCCGGUUUUAACUGCUCUCGUCAAGGACCGGGGCACUGUAAUCUAUGACAUUUUUCUACGAGAUUUCUUGCAAUUCAAAGAGACUUUCAACAGCGGUGUUGCAUUGGUUCAGCGGGUGGCUAGGUACGCAAAUUUAGAAAAACAGAAACAUGGGAAAAACACAUUACAUCCGCCGCCGUCAGUCUAUACAUACACGAUAUUGAUGAACGGCUAUAGAAACCACAAGAAAUACGAAGGGGUAAUUAGGACGCUUAACGAGAUGAUCGAGAAGGAUAUUACACCCAACAUCGUCACUUGGAAUGUUGUGAUCGGGAGCUUGCUUGACACUGGGUCGAUGACACGAGCUGUUAGGGUUAUAGAGCAUUUAAAUCAAAUCGACCUGCAACCAAACGAUCGCACUAUAGAGGAAGUUACACACCUAAGCUUAGGAAAGAGGAAAGAGUUUGCCGAUCUCAUGGGGCAAGUGGAAAAACAUCCUCGAAAAACAGACACGCGCACAUUCGUCAAAUGGCUUAUCCGACUCUGGAGAAUGGAAGAGAAUGGGCCAAAGGAAUCAAAAGAACCCAACAUCUCCCAGAAGGAUGCUCGCCUAAUAAAUAGGUUCUACGACAAUAUCGAGACCGAAAAUAUACGUUGGAACGCGGGUCUACGCGAUCAAGAAGAUAAACCUAAGGUCGACGAGAAGCUCGAGGAUGGUGGUAAAGACAUGGAUUUUAUCAUGUCCGUGAGAAAGAAUGCCAAGGAGAACAAGGCUAGUCGUCGAGAGUCAAGAGAAUAGCUAGAAGACGGGUCAUAUAUUUCUUCCGAUAUAGAUCAUAAAUAUGC